UUAAAACACCCGAAUCGCUUCCUAAUCUCACAUCUGCAUCGUAUUCGAAAGCGAGCGAGAGAGAGAGAGAGAGACAGAGAGAGAGAGAAUGGCGGAGGCGGUGGUGUUGCUGGAUCUGUGGGUGAGUCCUUUCGGGCAGCGUUGCCGGAUUGCGCUGGCGGAGAAGGGGGUGGCGUACGAGUACAAGGAGCAGGACUUGGACAACAAGAGCCCGUUGCUGCUGCAAGCCAACCCCGUCCACAAGAAGAUCCCCGUCCUCAUCCACGACGGCAAGCCGGUGUGCGAGUCCCUCAUCAUCGUGCAGUACAUCGACGAGGUGUGGUCCGAUGGCGCACCGCUUCUGCCGGCGGACCCCUACGCCCGCGCCCAGGCGCGCUUCUGGGGCGACUUCAUUGACAAAAAGAUUUACGAGUACGGAACCAGACUGUGGAAGCUGAAGGGAGAGGCCCAUCAGGAGGCCAAGAAAGAGUUCAUCGAGAUCCUGAAGGUCCUGGAGGCUGAGCUGGGCGACAAGAAGUACUUCGGCGGCGACGCUUUCGGCUACGUCGACAUUGCGCUGGUUCCCUUCUGCCCCUGGUUCUACACCUUCGAGACCUGCGGUGGUUUCAGCGUCGAGGCGGAGGCACCGAAGUUGGUGGCGUGGGGCAAACGGUGCUUGGAGAGGGAGAGUGUCUCCAAGGUGUUCGACGACCCGGUCAAGGUUUACGAGAUCUUGAAGCAGGUCUACGGAUUUGAGUAGUCGACCAUGGAAUCCUUCUCGAGUCAAUGUUUCUGGACUAUAUUCCGUCAUUUUUGUCGUUAUGGUCAACGUAGUCAAUAGUUUGUUGGUACGUGUCGUGUGCUGUGUGGCUACUUCGUUGGAGUCGCCCUGGGUGUGUUCGUGGUUCGUGGUUCGUGGUUCGUGGUUCGUGGUUCGUGGUUCGAGGAGUCAAUAAAAUCGAUGUUCGCACA
Zingiber officinale is the source of this 951-nucleotide messenger RNA. Its product is annotated as probable glutathione S-transferase. Gene Ontology annotation, cellular component: cytoplasm. Gene Ontology annotation, molecular function: glutathione transferase activity. The transcript is spliced from 2 exons. Gene Ontology annotation, biological process: glutathione metabolic process. The record is from RefSeq and is a predicted model, not a curated record. Bases 89 to 739 code for a protein of 216 amino acids. Lineage: Eukaryota; Viridiplantae; Streptophyta; Magnoliopsida; Zingiberales; Zingiberaceae.